GAGCUUGCUUCGCUGGGCGUCAACGAAUUCUGUGAGGGUGGGGAAGCAGGGCUUUCUCGUCACUCGACGUGGAACCUCAGGUUGAAGGAGAAAGGAAUGGCAAGCUCAGAGAAGGCUUGUCUGAUGAGCCAGACUGCUGGAGAACGGGAAGUGGGCAAGAAGCCAGACCAGAGAAUCCCCAUCUGUGACGAAAGUAUCCGAGGUGCAUCCCUUGGGAAUGAAAAAAAGGAUCUUGUGUACCAGGUAAAAGAAAACCAACCGCUUCCCAUCCAGUCCCAGCCAGGGGUGUACUGGGCUUGCCCAGAUGGCACCUUUGUCAAGCUGAUCCUAAAGGCUGGGACAGGUUUAGAUAAACCAAAGGAAGGGUCCAUCUGCCAAGUCUUCAUUGAGGCCCAUCAUGAAGGGCCCUUGAGCUACCCAUCCUGCAGGUGGUCUGAAGUAGAGCUGGGUGGGGGUGACGCCGAAUGGGACGGUGUGGUGGACCGUGGUUUGGAAACCAUGCUGGCAGGGGAGCAGGCUGAACUGAGGUUGACAGCCGGCGGCACCAUCACUGUCCAGUUGGCAAGCUUCACGGAAGCCAAAGACUCUUGGGAGAUGAGCGCAAGUGAGAAGUGGGACUUGGUCCUCAGCAAUAAAGAGCGCGGCGGUGAGCUGUACAGGGCGGGAGCCAUUGAGGCAGCUGCCAGGCGCUACGCUAGGGCCUUGCGCCUGCUCGUUGUGGCUGCUCCUCCCCCGGAUUAUGACCAGAUCAAGGCGGAGCUUCACACCAACUUGGCCGCCUGUCAGCUACGGUUGCACCAGCCGGCCAACGCCGCUCAAAACUGUUCCAAGACUCUUGUGCUCCAACCGGCCAACCCCAAGGCCUUGUUUCGCCGGGGCUUGGCCUACGAUGCGAUGAAUGACCUGGAGGGGGCAGCGCAAGACCUAAAGGGCGUUUUGCGAGUUGAGCCAGGAAACCGAGCAGCUCGCCGGGAAUUAGAAAGGGUUACUGAGCGGAUCCGGGCACGGGAUGCUAGAUUGGCUCAGGCCAUGCAGAAAAUGUUUGCUUGAAUAAAAUCAUU
Protobothrops mucrosquamatus (brown spotted pit viper) is the source of this 1061-nucleotide messenger RNA. RefSeq names its product FKBP prolyl isomerase like (gene FKBPL). Bases 97 to 1050 code for a protein of 317 amino acids. The transcript has 2 exons. NCBI's taxonomy places the organism in Eukaryota, Metazoa, Chordata, Lepidosauria, Squamata, Viperidae. The record is from RefSeq and is a predicted model, not a curated record. Gene Ontology annotation, molecular function: protein binding.